This is a messenger RNA of Exaiptasia diaphana, 1825 nucleotides long. Its product is annotated as 2,4-dienoyl-CoA reductase, mitochondrial-like. Gene Ontology annotation, biological process: fatty acid beta-oxidation. Lineage: Eukaryota; Metazoa; Cnidaria; Anthozoa; Actiniaria; Aiptasiidae. Gene Ontology annotation, molecular function: 2,4-dienoyl-CoA reductase (NADPH) activity. Gene Ontology annotation, cellular component: mitochondrion. The record is from RefSeq and is a predicted model, not a curated record.
GCAAGUGGUUGAAGCCAGCCAAUGACAUUCUUGUAAUGGUCUUGUAAGGAGCCCUUCAACUCUGCCAAAGUCUUGUCUGCUUGAGUUACCUUGGUAYCUARAUUAAUAAAUAUAUAUUUUACUGUACAUCAAAAAUGUUACAAUUUCGAARCAAGCACACGAGAAUACAAUAACUAAACAACUUAAAAAAUACCCGAAAAAUGUUACAAUUACUUUUGCGAAAACAAUCUUAAAUAUUCGUGGUAUUAUUUACAAAAUGUGGUAUUACUCAGAGCAUGUUUACCUGACCCUCCACGAAGCACUUGUGAAAGCUCACUUCUAUUGAUGCUUUCAAAUAAAGCGAUCAAAUACUCGUCGUUUUGAGAACCCAACAAGUUGUCACGCUCUAGCAGAUCGAACAGCUCAAGGGGUCGAGCGAUUUUCUCCAAGAUUCCCGAGGGAAAAUGCUCUUUACACAGAAAUUUUAGAUCCAAGAAGUCUCUUUCUGUUAAUUCAUGGGCGAUCGCAAGCAGUCUGGCUCUAUAAGGAUCCAUCUUAAAACGCUAACCGAAUACAUCGACCACCGCUAUCCCCACCAUCUUACUUGUUUGUUGGGUCGUGAUGAUCGCGAACGCUUCGACGUCAACACAGGAACCCCAAGUCUUUAUCCAUGGGCUUCCUGUCUUAAAAAUCCAAAAUGGCUGCACAAAGACUAGUAUCAGAUUUUGUGAAGAAAUCUUCCUCACAAUUGGCUUUAAGGCAAAGUUUUUCUUCCAUUAGAAAGUUCAGCUCAAACAAGAGUCUUUUUUCGUCAAGUAAAUUCCCGCCUCGUGUUGAUUGCAUGCUACCUGAGAAUUGUUUCAAAGGGAAGACAGCUUUUGUGACUGGCGGAGGUACAGGACUUGGAAAGGGAAUGUCCAAAAUGCUAUCAGAACUUGGAGCUACAGUUGUGAUAUCAAGCAGAAAACUUGACGUUCUUGAGAAAACAGCACAAGAAAUCUCAGAGCAMACUGGAAAUAAGGUUAUUGCAGCAGCUGCUGACGUCCGUGAUCCAUCACAAGUCAAGUCAGCAGUUGACCAGUGUGUUGCUGAAUGUGGCUUACCAGAUAUCAUCAUUAACAAUGCUGCUGGAAACUUCAUAUCACCAACUGAAAGACUGUCGCCCAAUGCUUGGAGGACUAUCAUUGAUAUAGUGCUAAAUGGAACUGCUUACGUUAACUUGGAUAUAGGAAAACGAUUGAUAGAAGCUGGAAAAGGUGCAAAUUUUCUUGCUAUAACUACCAUUUAUGCCAAGUCUGGGUCAGGGUAUGUUGUUCCAUCAGCUGCAUCUAAAGCUGGUGUGGAAGCUAUGGUCAGAUCACUUGCAGCAGAAUGGGGGAGGUAUGGGAUGAGAUUUAAUGCUAUUGCACCAGGACCCAUUGAAACAAAGGGUGCGUUUAGUAGAUUAGAUCCAACUGGUGAAUUUUCAAAGAUGAGUAAAGAAAGAAUUCCAGUAAAAUGUGGGAUCAGCUGGAGUCAAUGAUCAGAAAGACAAAGGGCUCAURAAAGUUAUAUAAAUAAAUGUAAUUAUCUUCACUUUUCAAACAUUUCAACAAUUCAAUAAUGUAAAACUUAAUUGAAGACACCAGUUUCAAAAACAUAUUUAUGCAAGUUGUAUGAUAUUAUUUGAUUCAGUAAUGCAAAAGCUGUGUGCAAAGAAAAAUCUAAAAGUUUUUUAUUGAAGCUAGGCUGCAUAAAAUAGAUUUUGAAAUUGGAAACUUCAUAUUUAUUCUCAGAAAAGAUAAAUUCAUUCAGAUGAUUAUUUUUUAUCUUUAUUUACACAAUAAAGUCACAACAAGAAAAGCCA